GCUAUAAAUACCUUAGGAACGUAGAUUCCUAUAACACAUAAAAACAUCGCUCCCCUUUAAAAAGUACAAAGAUGGAAGCAAUUACCUUAAAAUUUGCUUCGGUUGUGCUGUUUUUGUCAAUGAUCACGUUAUUUUUUGUUGCUUCUGCAGAUAGUAGUUAUGGAAAACCUCAGCUUAACGAACAUUUGCUACCAAACCCCGUAAUACCAAAAGAGGAACACGGUGCGUACGAAAAGAGCAUCCCUAAGAUACCAACAAAGUCAGUGAUACCAAAAGAGGAAUUUGGAGCCUACAAAAAGAGCAAUCCUAAGGUACCAACAAAGCCUAUGAUACCAAAGAAGGAAUAUGGAGCUGACGAAAAAAGCAAUCCUAUGGUCCCAACGAAGCCCGUGAUACCAAAAGAUGAGCAUAUUGGAACCUACGAAAAGAGAAAUCCUAAGAUACCAACAAAACCCGUGAUACCAAAAGAGGAACAUGGAGCUUAUGGAAAGGGGAUUCCUAAGAUACCGACAAAGCCCGUGAUAACAAAAGCGGAACACGGAGCGUAUGGAAAGAACAACCCUAAACUGCCCAAAGAGCCUGUGAUACCGAAAGAGGAACACGGAGGAUACGGAAAGAACAAUCCUAAAAUACCCACACCAAAGCCUUUGAUACCAAAAGAAGAACAUGGAGCGUACGGAAAAAUCAACCCUAAUUUACCAACGCCUGAGAAGCCCAAGCUACCCAAGGUGCCGGAACACCCGACGGACAUAGCCGUUCAAGGCCUUAUUUACUGUAAAUAUGGUUCCAAACUUAUCCCACUUAAAGGAGCAACGGUGAGAAUUACUUGUUUGGCCGUGCACAAGAACGGAUAUGAAUCUGCACCGUUUUCAUUCUCGAGUUGUCCGGCAGAUGUGAAGGGUUACUUCUUGGCCAAAAUAUCAUCAUCAGAGCUUCUAAAAAACAAUCUCUGGGAGGUAACUGAGUGCAAGUCUUUCCUUGAGAACUCACCAUGGCCAGGCUGCAAGGUUCCUGAAGAUACCAAUGGAGGAAUCACGGGUGCUCAUCUCACAUUUUCUCGUAUGCUCAACGGAUACAGUUUGUCAUCAGUAGGCCCUUUCAUAUACAAUGCAGGGCCCCAACCUUCUUUACCGAAAGAAGGCUACUAGAUCCAUCCAACAUCCAUCAAUCCUUCUAUUUAUUUUGUUUUCUUCCAAACACAAUUCAUUGUUUGUUAAUUGAUUUCUUUAUUUUUUUGUGAUCACACAAAGAUGCUACUUGUAAGAUUUAAUAUUUGAU
Messenger RNA from Lactuca saligna, 1278 nucleotides. Lineage: Eukaryota; Viridiplantae; Streptophyta; Magnoliopsida; Asterales; Asteraceae. The record is from the annotation of a GenBank genome assembly.